Molecule: messenger RNA, 3368 nt
Organism: Trematomus bernacchii (emerald rockcod)
Lineage: Eukaryota; Metazoa; Chordata; Actinopteri; Perciformes; Nototheniidae
Exons: 4
Coding region: 156-2087 (643 amino acids)
Source: RefSeq, a predicted model, not a curated record
CAGAUCUGGGGCAAGAAGACAGCGGGUCAUGCAUUGAAUCAGAGACUGGUGGAGAAAAUGGUGCAGUUUCUGUCUUUGCUAAUAUAGAGCAGUGGAACUUGGGUUUGUUAACAAAAUAGAUUAUUUUUAAACAAUUUCAACUAUUUUUGACAAACAUGGGGUGCUCCUCAUCCAGUGCACAGACUGUUGAUCAGGAGAAAAGACCAGGUACAAAGCCAGAGGAGGCCAAUGGAGAUACAGUGGCAGUCAGAAAUGGCUUCAUUGCAGAAGAUGCACAAACCAUCGAGGACCAGAUACAGUUGCCUGUGCAGACUGCCUUACCGGACAAUUUUCAACCAGGAGCCGAUGAUGAAGCUGAUGUGGUGUUGGUAGCCCUGGAGGCCCAGGAGGAUCUUGGGUCUGGGGAGGACCUCCUGUCUACUCCUGAGCCACAGCUAGAAUCUGUCAGCCCUUCAGAGCCAGUUCCAGAAACUGCUGCUCCAACUGAAGCCUACACUGAACCUGAGGCUGCUGUAGAGGUAUUGGAGGCACUACCCCAUUUAGAGAAAGCCGUCCCUGUAGAAACGUUACUGUCUGAGGCCACUCCUGUGGUCGAAGCCCUGGUUGAGGAGGCCACUGCUGAUCUAGCUGUGCAGGCAGAGGCCCCUGCUGAUGUAGCUGUGCAGGCAGAGGACGCUGCUGAUGUAGCUGUGCAGGCAGAGGACCCUGCUGUUGUAGCUGUGCAGACAGAGGCCCCUGUUGUUGUAGAAGAGGCAGCAGCUCUAGCUGUUGAGGCCCCUGCUGUAGUGGCUGCUCAUGUGGAGGGAGAGGCUCCAACUGACAAUUCUGCAUCCGCUGCUACCUCAACAGAAAAAUGUGUAUACCCAGAACCAUUUGAAUCUGCUGCCCCAGCACCAACUGAAGCCCCAGCACCAGCUGCAGCUGCAGCUACAGUCCCAGCACCAGCCCCAGCACCAAAUGAAGCCCCAGAACCAGCUGCACCAACAACUGAAGCCCCAGAACCAGCUGCAGCACCAUCUGAAGCCCCAGCUCCAGCUGUAGCUGCAAUCCCAGCACCAGCACCAAAUGAAGCCCCAGAACCAGCUGCAGCAACAAAUGAAGCCCCAGAACCAGCUGCAGCACCAUCUGAAGCCCCAGCUCCAGCUGUAGCUGCAAUCCCAGCGCCAGCACCAACUGAAGCCCCAGAACCAGCUGCACCAACAACUGAAGCCCCAGAACCAGCUGCAGCACCAUCUGAAGCCCCAGCUCCAGCUGUAGCUGCAAUCCCAGCACCAGCACCAACUGAAGCCCCAGAACCAGCUGCACCAACAACUGAAGCCCCAGAACCAGCUGCAGCACCAUCUGAAGCCCCAGCUCCAGCUGUAGCUGCAAUCCCAGCACCAGCACCAACUGAAGCCCCAGAACCAGCUGCACCAACAACUGAAGCCCCAGAACCAGCUGCAGCACCAUCUGAAGCCCCAGCUCCAGCUGUAGCUGCAAUCCCAGCACCAGCACCAACUGAAGCCCCAGAACCAGCUGCAGCACCAUCUGAAGCCCCAGCUCCAGCUGUAGCUGCAAUCCCAGCACCAGCCCCAGCAUACACUGAAGCCGCAGCACCUGAAGCAACAGCCGCAGCACCAACUGAAGCCGCAACACCAACCGAAGCAACAGCCACAGCACCAACUGAAGCUGCAGCACCAACUGAAGUCGCAGCACCAACUGAAGUCGCAGCACCAACUGAAGUCGCAGCACCAACUGAAGUCGCAGCACCAACUGAAGUUGCAGCACCAACUGAAGUUGCAGCACCAACUGAACCAACAGCCACAGCCCCAACCGAAGCAACAGCCACAGCACUAACUGAAGCUAAAGCCCCAUCACCAGCAGUAGUAGCAGACGAGGCUUCAGAACCAAGUGAAGUAUCAGCAUCGGACGAGGCAGUACACACUCUUAUAGAUAUAAAGAUUGCUGCAGCAACUAUUCCACUGUUGCCUCCAUUAUCACCAGUCACUGCAGCUGCUCAAACAAAGGCAGAUCCCUCACCUAAAGUGACUUCUGCAACUGAAGCCUCUCAGGAUAUAGAGAGCGUGAAAGCCAAAAAGGAGGAUUGAGUUGAGAUAAGAGAUGCACCAAAAAACAUAAACCCAAAGCAACAUUGGAAGAAAACUGGAAGGAGAACAAGACAAAGCAGUAAAUGAUACAUUUUCAGUAUUGUCAUCAGCCAAACUGUACAUCAGAUGCUAUGGUGUAUGGUGCCCUAAUAACAUGUCAUUAGGAAAUAUCAGGAUAUUUCCUUAAUGUGUAUAUAUAAACUUUUUGAAAGGUAUUUUACUGACACCUUAUGUGCCCUUAAGCCACAUACUUAAUAUGCAGGUCAAACAAGCCAUUACAGGACAGGCGAGAUGAGACUAGAGGGUGCAAUAUUCUGUGAAAUCUGUGAACUCUUGUGUGAUGAAUUUGGGAAGGAAUCUUUCUAUGUAAAUCCUUGACUAUUUAAAAUAGCUGCUUCUGAGGAAUACAAGCCAAACACAACUGUAAAUUAGAUUAUGCAAAGAGUUUGAAGUGACAGAAACACCAAACAAAAGCUUAAUUGUCGCACCAAAAUAAAACUGAUUUUCAUAGAUUUUAUUAUUAAUCGAGAUUUUUACAUUACUGUAAACCUAUCAUUUUUUCCUUAAACUUCCUUUCUAACAUCCCCUUAAAGAAAACAUUUAUCGUGUUUUUCUUGGAAAAGAAAGUGCACAUUAUUAGAUGCACAAAAUAUUAGUAAGGAUAUAAUGAAUCACUGCCAGGUUGAGGAUGCGGAGGGCCUCAGUGCUGAGAUAUCACCUUGCUGUUCCAUGAAGCCAUUUAGUGCAGCUGCACCCCCCUAAAAAUAAAGGCAUUUCAAACUAUAAAUUCAAAGGCCUCAUAAGGCCCGUCACGAUGAUGUCAAAUGCGCAUUGCGCAUUAAUUACAUAUUUGGCAAAGUAAGAGUUCUUUCGAAGCUGCUUGCAAUACUUAUGUAAAUGCCAUAUUGAGAUAACAAGUUAAUUAUUGACGUUUUAAGAAAACAAAGCUUGUUUUAUUGAUAUAACACCUGAAAACAAAAGACGAUCUGCCUAUGUUAGACCUUGAUGUAAACAUAAUGUACUAUUCUCCUUGACUGGACAUGUUCAGUUAAAUCAGUUGCUAUGGUUGUCAAGACGCCAUCUAUGGCCCUCCUGAUCUUGAUUAUCUCAAGUUCUUACACGGCUUAGUUGAAUACUCGAUUCUGAUCAGUUAAGAAAUUCCAGAGGUUAUUAAUACUCAUUAACCCGUUGCUAAGCAUAACAUCACUGUUGCUAAGGAGGAUCAAGGGAAAGAAGCAAAGAGGUUAAGGCCCAAUCCCAAACCGCCCCCUACACCCUACC